Messenger RNA from Elgaria multicarinata webbii, 3910 nucleotides. Its product is annotated as complement factor H-related protein 3-like. NCBI's taxonomy places the organism in Eukaryota, Metazoa, Chordata, Lepidosauria, Squamata, Anguidae. Gene Ontology annotation, biological process: complement activation. Gene Ontology annotation, molecular function: complement component C3b binding. The transcript is spliced from 9 exons. Bases 131 to 1522 code for a protein of 463 amino acids. The record is from RefSeq and is a predicted model, not a curated record.
AAUAAAUGCAGCAAAUAGACAACGACACUGGAUUAGAGGGGAAACCAAAGGAGAAGGGUUUUUGGAGAAUUUGCAGAGCUGAAAGUGCAGGUUCUUUGGUACAAAACAAUUGUACGUUGCCGGAAGUACUAUGAAGAGUUGGCUGGUCUUCAUUGUCCCAUUCCUUCUAUGGCAGUGCUGUACUUCCCAAAGUGUGUGUGAAGAACCACCUGAUAUUGAAUUUGGAAUAAUUCUAAGUGAUGAGAAGGCUGAAUAUCGGGAAAGCGACAGAGUACAGUACAAGUGCAAUCCUGGGUAUUCCUUCGAAGGGUCUGAAUGGAUUAUAUGCAGUGGACAACAGUGGUCACCUCCACCAAAAUGUUUAGCACCUUGUGGUAUCUCGAAACAACAGCUGGAUGGAAAACAUCUGCUUUUGUCUGGUGGCCGAAGACGUUCACAGUUCAUUCAAAAUGGCCAAAUAUUGGAAUUUCUGUGCAGAGAUGGAUAUGUGCUCACUCCUCCUCCGGUCAGAAAGUGUAUUGAUGGGCACAUGGACUUGCCAUUGUGUAUUUCUGAAAGAGGGAAAAACUGUAGCCGUCCACCCAUUAUUCAGAAUGGAGAUAUUAUUACCUUAUCUCAGAAGCAGUACGCAUCUGGUUCUUCAGUGGAAUUCCAAUGCCAAAGAUAUUAUGCCAUGGAGGGACAUAACAGUUCUUUUUGUGACAAUGGGAACUGGACAAAAGCACCCAUUUGCUUAGAGCCCUGUGCGUUAUCAUUGGCUGAAAUGGAAAGCCAAAACAUAGAGGUAAAAGGGAGAUCAGAUGAAAGUGGAUCUCAGAAUACGUACCUACAACGUGGCAAUUCUGUUGAGCUUACCUGUAAAUCAGGAUACGCCCUUGCGGCAACUUCUCCCCAAUCUUCUAUUGAAAUCCAGUGUGAUGGAAAACCAAUUGUGUAUCCUGAAUGCAAAGAAAUUACAUGCAACCCCCCAAAAGUGGCGAAUGGUACUUUCAGACCUCAAAGAAAUGUAUAUCAUGGUGGAGAUAUAAUUCUCAUUGAAUGUGACAGUGUUCAAGGAGAAGGUGGACUAAAGAUUGCUGAAUGCACAAGGAAUGGAUGGUCACCUUCACACAUGUGUACUGUGGGCUGUGACUAUCCCAUUAUAGAAAGUGGAAGAUUAGAUGCUUAUUAUGAAGACAGGAGGGUCAACAACAUUCCAGUCUUACUCGGACAUCCAGUCCAGUUCAGAUGCAAUCGUGGUUUUCUGACAUCAAAUGGGUAUGAAUCGAUACGAGUUCAGUGUACCAGAUCGGGCUGGAAUCCGGAACCAAAAUGCCUCAUUCCUUGUACAGCAACUGAAGAAGAUAUGAGACGUAACAAUAUACGGCUAAAGUGGAAAAGAAAUGAAAAAGUGUAUACAGAAUCUGGAGAUGAAAUAGAAUUUAGCUGUGUAAGCGGUUAUCGGAGUGAUCCAACCUUCCAAGCUCCAUUCAGAGCACAAUGUAGAGAUGGCAAGUUGGAAUAUCCAAGAUGUAUAAGAUGAAUGGGAUUAAGCAUGCGGCAGACAUUUUUAACCAGCAUAUGGUCUUCAAUAAUCAUUGAUCACUUAUUUUUUAAUAUUAUCAAAUCAAGCUGGGUUUUUGCAAGUAUAUUUUUCACACUUGAUAUGCAGCUGACCACAAUGGAUCAUGGAUGUAAGAUGGAAAACCUGCUUCAUGGAAGCCACGCCUCCAGUGUCUGUCAUGGGUAAAGAUAUAAAAUGGCUACAGAUCCAGCCCACUUACAUUAAAAUUCAGUGGGGGGUUUUAAUAAAAAAAAUUACAAAUAUGACAUUGUAGAAAGGAAUAAAAAUAUGGUGGGAUAAAGUAUGCAAGUCAUUUGCAUAUACUUGUCUGAAUAUACAUUUGAACUUUCCUUGAAAAUGAUCAGCCCUAAUUAUACAAUAAAUAUACAUCCUGAUGGUUUAUAAGCUACGCACAAUAGCUUGUUUUGAAAAUAGCCCACUGUGCCACAAUUGGGUUCUCACACAAUCGAACAAACAAGCUAUGCAGCGGAGUUUAUUUAUCCUGCUCUUCACCCCCUCCCUCUGUGGUCCUCCUUCCUGGGUGGGCAGGUAUCCCAGCUUCCUUUGCAGUGGAAACCAUAUCCUCCCAUCCCUUGUACUGCUGUUAUGCCACCUGCCUAUCUCUGAUUGGCCUGCUUUGCCCUAGAAGUGUCUUCUUCUGUCUCAUGUCUCUGCAAGCAGCCCACUGUUCUCAAUGUGGUGUCGGUCCUUAGCUGCUUCCCUGCACCUCCUCCUGCCCACCCAACCCACUUCACCCCGGUUCUCAAGGCCUUGCCCCCUGCUCCCACUGCCACCCUGCUCCCUAAGCUGGAUUUCUGAGCCUUUUCCUUAUCUCUGCCCAUGUGCACCCAAAGGGGGGGGUCUAACCUUUUGAACGUUUUCAGGAAUGGUGCAAAGUUAAAUAUGUGGGGUAUCCUCAUGGGUAGGCCCCACAAGCAUAUUGCACAACUUCACUUUCUCAUGGAAAAGUAUACUAAAAAACACACAUUUGCUCCCCUUUCUGCUCCUACCCCCUCUUCCCCUUCCCUUCUCCCCUCCCCACUUCUUAUUCUUAUUCUGAAAGUUCAAGCCUCUCCCCACUCACCACCAGCAAACAGACAACACAGAAUAAAAGGAAAUUGUUUAUUAGCAUAUAAAACAGGUUAUUUGGCUUGCUUAAAACUUGGUUUGUUUAAGACUGCUUUGAAAUUAUGAAGGCCUUAGCUAGACCUAAGGUUUAUUUUGGGAUCAUCCCGGGGUCGUCCCUGCCUGCUCCAGGGAUAUCCUGUGUGUCAUUUACACGAACAGGGAUGACCCCGGGAUAAACCUUAGGUCUAGCUAAGGCCUAAGGCACUCGGCUCUCAAAAUUGGGUGUGUACGUGUGUGUGUUUCUAAAUCCUUAAAAGUUUGCAGGAAUGGAAAGAAGUUUCAUACAAAGUUUUCCCUUCUGGGAACUUAGCACGAGGGUUUCACCAUAGGUGAAACUGUUAGGAACCACAUGGGUGAAAGCAACUUUCCAACUUUACAGAGUGCAUCACCAAAGGUCCGGGGAGGAGACAGGCAGCAGAGCAAUCUGUUGCUUAGCAGAUCUUGGGAGCAGAGAUUGUUCAAGAUUAACAGAGUGGCAGCAGCAUUUUUGGCCACUGUUGCUGAGCGGCUCUGUAGUCAAUAUCUGUAACCCACGCUGGUUAACCCAUUGAUGACAUGCUAACCCACCAUAGGUAAAAUAACUCUUAUUGCAGACCAUGGGUUCUCAGUUUGGCUUAUUUUUGAGAAAUAACCCACCAUGUGUUAGAAAACAGUUCAGAGGUGACAUGCUAACCAUGAGUUAAAAAAAUCAUCAUGAAUUAAAUAAACCAUAGUGGGGUAAUGUGUUGUCCGAACCCAACUAAUGACUGUGCAUAAUGGAUUAUUAUUAUUAUUUUGUGUUCAUUUAAAAAAUGAAAUAAAAAGACUUAUUUGCAAACAUUAAGUUCUUUAUUCAUGUGUAAUUUGAAAAACCCUGCAAUAUAUUUUUAAACGUUUCGGCUGCAACUGUACAUACUUACCAGGGAAUAAGCUCCAGUGAACACUGGCAGGCUUGCUUCUGAGUUAAUGCCCAGGAUUGCGCUGUUAAUAUUUCUUUAUCAUAUUCUCAUAGAAGCUUUAUCAUAUUCUCAUAGAACCGACAAAUUUUGUUUAGAUUACCUUUUGUCAGGCAUGAAUGUCCAAGUUACUGUGAAAGUGGCCAGAUUUUGUGCUGCAGCCAUCUCACGCCGUAAAGAGGUGAGACAAUAAUAAUAUAUGCAUGUUCUACAUCUGUAAUAUAAUGUAAUGUGUUAAAUUGUAUGGUGUUUGAUUGGAGUGCUGGUUGUUAUACCAUAAUAAACUUAUUCAUUCAUUCAUUCA